AGCGCGACGCCCAGAAGUUCCAGACGGGCCCGGUCAUGAAGGGCGACAGGAUGUUCAAGGUGUCCUUUGACACGGAGCGCGCCAAGGACCAGGUUCCGACGGCCAGCGUGGUCGAGAUCCAGACUGGCGGCGGCUUCGCCGACGACGACAUGAGCACCAACUUCUCCGCGGCCAGCUCCAGCGACGGCAACAACGCGCGCAAGGCCAGCGUCCAGAGCAGCGCUGGCGCUGCGAGCGGCGUGGACUCCGGCCAGCGCCCGCUCGGCGAGCCCGACAAGGAGCUGGAGCCGGCGGCCAGGGUCAAGCUGGUGCGCGAGGGCCUGCACGGGGCCUCGGCGCCGCAGGACGCCCCCGUGCGCCGGCUGCGCUGCGCGCCGAUGGUGUCGGGCAUGGUGCCCGAGCACGUGGCCUCGGCGGUGCAGCGGGUCUCGGACGGCAACCACUUCCCGGUGCACGUGUCCCGGGCGGAGAGCUCGGACGAGCGCGCCUUCGGCAAGGCCGCGAUCGAGGAGGCACGCCAGCACGGCUCGAAGGUGGUCGUCUACGUGCGCUGCAGCUCCGUGUUCACCUACGACCCCGACGGCUUCGAGCAGCCCUUCCUCGAGGAGCUCUCGCGGGAGCCCAACGUCAGCGCCUGCUUCGUCCUCUGGCGCCCCGUGGACGGCCGCAGCGACUGGGGCUCCGACAGCACGACGGCCAAGUGGCAGAGGCUGGCCGGAGACGUGGUGGUGCACCUGAAGCCAAUGUGCAGCUCGGAGGACAUCGCCCAGUUCGAGCGCGACCUCUUCUACGAGGUCAAGGAGAGCACGCGGGUGGUCUACGAGCGGCUCGAGGAGAAGGGCCGCAAGCUGCGCGAGAAGACCUCCGUGUUCAGCUGCGAGGUGCGGCGCUUCCUCGACGCGCGCUCGCAGGACAGUCAGAAUGGGCCUGGCUGGUUCCAGCAGAACUUGCGCACCAAGGUCCGACAGAGGCAGCGGGCCCUGCUGGAGGACUUCCAGAAGGAGG
Molecule: messenger RNA, 1005 nt
Organism: Prorocentrum cordatum
Lineage: Eukaryota; Dinophyceae; Prorocentrales; Prorocentraceae
Source: the annotation of a GenBank genome assembly